AUGGCAGCCUCCCCCAACCCUUACAGGGGAAGACCCUCUGCAUUUCGUUCUGCCCCGCUUCCUCAGGAGGAGGACAGCCCCGGUCAGCAACGUGGCACGGCACCAGACGAACCCACUCCCCAGCCGCCUCCUGCUCCUCCCGACUCGGACGCAGGCCCUUCUCAACCCGCCGGCCCUUCUCAACCUGCCCGCCAUUGUUAUAGGACCACUAUCCCCUCUGAAGCAGCUCAGGCUCGACGACAUGAUGUCUCUACUAGCGUCUUGGCGAUGAAAGGCUGCCUUGGAAGCUUGUGGGCAGAGAGCAUGAAUCAAAUGGGUAGCUUGUCGCCCUUAGCUCAAAUGGAUAGGUUCUCGAAGUCUUGGGCUAAAACUCACGCAGAGUCCCUGGUGUUGAACCAAUCCUUCCACACCCUCCAUCAUGAAAGCAAAGACCUCCGGGACAAAGUCUCUGAACUAGAGCUACAACUGAAUGAUCCUGAUCAAGCCAGCCACGCCUUGCGAGCUGAGAUUCGAGCUCUAACCAGCCAGACUGAGCGGCAAAAAAGGUCUCUAACGCAGGUCAGAGAUGAGCUCCGAGCUGUGUGUGAAGAAAGAACUGCACAAGAGGCGGGACAUCAACAACAGCUUGCCCACCAGGUUGGGGAGAUUCAGUCCAGAGAUACCCUGCUUCGAGAGAAGGACAAUAAGCUAGAGGCUCAGGCGGUUACGUUGGCAGCCCAGGAAGCAGAGCUGCAGGCCCUAAGGGAGGAACUGUCCCAGUCUCGGGCGACUCUGGCGGGAGUGUCUGCCGCCUUGUCAGCCUAUCAAGAGGGAGAAGAAGCUCGUUGCCUGGGAAGUCGAAUGUCGUAUCUGACUUCUCCUGAAUUUCUAUCCCAGGCUGGGGCACGCUUUGCCAUGACCGUGCCAUACACGGCGGCGGGAGUUAUCAGGCAACUGAACGCGCAGGGCUUCUUGAGCUCCAUCCCCGCGGCAGAUUUCUUGAAUCACAACCUAAUCAUUCAAGGCCUUCCGGAUGAGGUUUUUGCUCCUUUCAAAUGA
This is a messenger RNA of Zingiber officinale, 1038 nucleotides long. RefSeq lists its product as uncharacterized. The transcript has 2 exons. The record is from RefSeq and is a predicted model, not a curated record. Bases 1 to 1038 code for a protein of 345 amino acids. Lineage: Eukaryota; Viridiplantae; Streptophyta; Magnoliopsida; Zingiberales; Zingiberaceae.